AUGGUUGACAUUCGAAUAGUCACGGAAAGUGAUCUUAUGUGCGAAGAGCUGAUCAUUGAUGUUCCACUGGUCGUGGAGCCAGCCCAAUGGCCCGAGUGUUGCAUCUAUAGGGUCCCUAAGAAUCUUCGCCAAAUAAAUAAAGAAGCCUACAGUCCAAAGCUUAUCUCAAUAGGCCCUUUUCACCACGGUAAAGAAGAAGUGAGGGACAUGGAAAAGCUGAAAGUGAGAUACUUGAAGGAGUUUUGUUAUCGAACUGGAAAAUGCCAAAAAGAAAUAGCAAGGGUCAUUGAAGAAAGUGAAGUAAAGAUACGUCAUUGUUACGAAGAGAUCUUUGAUAUCAGUAGUGAAGAUUUCGUGAAAAUGGUUUUAUUGGAUUCCAACUUUAUCAUUGAGCUUUUCUUGAGAGCUGAUGAUAAAAAGGAUUCCAUGUCAAGUAAACCAUUGUUGAAUUGCCAUAUACAGGCAGACUUGAUAUUACUUGAGAAUCAGCUUCCAUUCUUCAUUCUCGAGGAGUUAUAUUCUCGUCGCCCACAGUCAAAAUUAAAAUUCGAAGAGAGAUGUGAUCUAUAUAGUGCAACAAAGCUACAUGCUGCAGGAGUGGUAUUCAAAAAGAAUGACAAGGAAGGUCCCCUUGACGUAAAUUUCCAGAAGUGUCAGCCCUUGGAUAAAUGUCCAUGCUUCACUUGCUUAUGGCUCUUAAAUUGGUUACCAUGCUUGAAAUGCUUUUGGUGCUUGGAACGUAUGCAACCUUUGUUGAAUUUCCCAAGCAUCACGAUAGAUGAUGGAACUGAAGGCCUUCUCAGAAACAUCAUGGCAUUGGAGCAAUGUCAUUAUCCAUUUGAAGCUUACACAUGCAACUAUAUGUUGCUAUUGGAUUAUCUUAUCGACACCAGAGAAGAUGUGGAUUUGCUGGUUAAAGAAAAGAUUAUAGCUAAUCAGUUAGGAAGUAAUGAAGCAGUUGCCAAUAUGGUAAACAAACUUAGCCUUGAAAUUGUGGAAAAUAAUUCUUGUUACGCUGAUCUCGCUCAAGACCUUAAUAAGCACUAUGAUCAAUGUUGCAACCAUAAUAUGGCAUCCUUGAGAAGUAUCUAUUUUGCUGAUGUUUGGAGAGGUACCGGAACUAUUGUUGGACUUAUAGUCUUUGGAUUCACUUUCUGGAAUACCAUUAGGCCUUAUGUAAUCAAAUAG
This is a messenger RNA of Quercus lobata, 1188 nucleotides long. RefSeq lists its product as uncharacterized. The transcript is spliced from 2 exons. Lineage: Eukaryota; Viridiplantae; Streptophyta; Magnoliopsida; Fagales; Fagaceae. The record is from RefSeq and is a predicted model, not a curated record. The coding region runs from base 1 to 1188 and encodes 395 amino acids.